Molecule: messenger RNA, 600 nt
Organism: Phragmites australis (common reed)
Lineage: Eukaryota; Viridiplantae; Streptophyta; Magnoliopsida; Poales; Poaceae
Exons: 2
Coding region: 1-600 (199 amino acids)
Biological process (GO): regulation of transcription by RNA polymerase II
Cellular component (GO): CCAAT-binding factor complex
Molecular function (GO): RNA polymerase II cis-regulatory region sequence-specific DNA binding; protein heterodimerization activity; DNA-binding transcription activator activity, RNA polymerase II-specific
Source: RefSeq, a predicted model, not a curated record
AUGGCUUGGGGAACAGUUAAUCAAGUUGAUGAAACACCAAUGGAGAGCAUUCCAGUUAUUCGUGAUUACCCGAAUGUUUUUCCAGAAGAGUUACCAGGGAAGACGAUCCCGACGGCCAUCCUGACGCGCAUCAUGCGACUCGCGUUGCCGCCGAACGCCAAGGUUACCGGCGACGCAAAGGACGCCAUGGACCGGAGUGUCAAGGAGUUUGCCGCGGCCGUCACCUGGACGGCCGUGCAGGAAUGUAGGCGGGACCGGCGCGUGACCGUGACCGGCGACGACCUCAUCGUCGCCAUGGGCAGCCUCGGCCUCGGCGACUACGUCGGGCCCCUCCGCGCGUACCUGCGCCGCUAUCGCGAGACUGUGGGCGUAAUGCCGCGCGGCCGGCAGACCGUGCUGCUGCCAGCGCCGGCAGCCAUGAUGACGGUGGAGGUGGAGAUGCAACCACCGCCGCCGGAGACGAGUCUCGCGCUGAGCUUGGGCCUGCAGCCGCCGCAGGAUGUCACGGAGCUUGGGCUCGAUGCCGACGUGUAUGCGGUGUGGCCUGGAGCAGCAGGGGCAGGAACCUCGCGGAUGCCACCUGCUGGUGGCGAAGAGUGA